Molecule: messenger RNA, 1872 nt
Organism: Corylus avellana
Lineage: Eukaryota; Viridiplantae; Streptophyta; Magnoliopsida; Fagales; Betulaceae
Product: putative inactive purple acid phosphatase 29
Cellular component (GO): cytoplasm
Molecular function (GO): hydrolase activity, acting on ester bonds
Source: RefSeq, a predicted model, not a curated record
UUGAAGGAGAAGAAAACAUCUUCCCCUUUCUGUCUUUCAGAAAAAAAAAAAUCUGAAAUUGAGUUGACGUAGCCGAUGGUGAUAUUAAUGUUGUUUUAGAGAGGGUCGUAUUCGGUGAUAAUUAACCUUGAAUCUAAUCCGAUUUUCGUGCUUAAUUAGAACUCAAAGUAUUUAUUUACAAGUAUCUUCUCAUUCUGCUUACCUAUCAGGAUUCAAUCAUGCCGUGGGAAUAUACCAGGGCAUAAAUUAAUCGUUCUUUGUAGAUGUAAACAAAGAAGAUAGAAGAAUGACGGAGAGAGAGAAAAGGGUGGGAUGAACGGCGAGGAGGGGUCGGCAGUCAAUCGUCGGAAGGGAUUUUGUGGGCUUGUUUGAACUUUGAAAAUAAGGAAACCCAUAUAAGAAGAAGAAAAUGAAAGGGUGUUGGAAGUUGACGGCGGUGGCAGUACUUUGCCUUUACUGGGUUCCGAUCUGGGGCUUCGCUGCGGAAAAACAACUCCGGUUUGGGAAAAAUGGGGAGUUCAAGAUACUGCAAGUGGCGGACAUGCAUUUCGCCGACGGCAAGACGACGCCUUGUGAGGAUGUGCUCCCCAGUCAGGUCGCCUCUUGUUCCGACCUCAACACCACCGCCUUUGUCCGCCGCAUGAUCCUCGCCGAGAAACCCCAUCUCAUUGUUUUCACCGGGGAUAACAUCUUUGGGUUUGACGCUACGGAUGCAGCCAAGUCUUUGAAUGCUGCAUUUGCGCCGGCAAUCUCAUCCAACAUCCCGUGGGCUGCUGUUCUGGGGAACCAUGAUCAGGAAUCUACCCUCUCAAGGGAAGGGGUGAUGAAACAUAUUGUUGGCCUGAAGAACACACUGGCUCGGGUCAAUCCUGUGGAAGCCCACAUUAUUGAUGGUUUUGGGAACUAUAACAUCGAGGUUGGCGGUGUUAAGGGCUCUGGUUUUGAAAACAAGUCGGUUCUCAAUCUGUACUUCCUUGACAGUGGAGAUUAUUCCACUGUUUCUUCCAUCCCUGGCUAUGGUUGGAUCAAACCCUCUCAACAACUUUGGUUUGAACGCACUUCUGCAAAGCUUCGGAGAGCAUACAGGGACAAGCCAGAGGCUCAGAAAGGGCCUGCACCCGGGCUUGCAUACUUUCACAUUCCGUUGCCGGAAUUUGCGAGUUUCGACUCAACCAACUUCACUGGUGUGAGACAGGAAGGCAUUAGCUCUGCUUCUGUGAACUCUGGCUUCUUCACAACCAUGGUGGCUGCAGGGGAUGUGAAGGCAGCUUUCACUGGCCAUGACCAUCUCAAUGACUUCUGUGGCAAGCUAAACAAUAUACAGCUCUGUUAUGCUGGGGGAUUUGGAUACCAUGCUUAUGGGAAGGCUGGAUGGGCAAGGAGAGCCAGAGUGGUGGUAGCAAACUUGGAGAAGACAGAGAAGGGUGGUUGGGGAGCUGUAAAAUCGAUCAAAACAUGGAAGCGGCUAGAUGAUAAGCAUCUCACGGCUAUCGAUGGUCAGGUCCUCUGGAGCAAGACCUCUACCGGACCCCGCAGAAAAAAACAAAUUGGUGGCACUUGAGUAGCAGGCGUAUGAAAAACAAUUACUAUAUACAAGUACAUUGAUAACAAGUUGGCUGUGAGGAAGAAAGUUUUGGAACUGGUUUGAUGGGAACAUUUUAAUGUAUUGUUACACUAUAAAUUUAUCUAGACAUUCUGUUUGGCAUACGUAUCUUGAGAAUAACUGAAACUAUAGGAGGUAACUUACAAGGCUACAUGAAAAACAUUUUCUGGAGGACGUUUUGUAAUAUGAUUAAGUAUUUGUAUGCCAUGUAAUUCUGUGUUCUAAUAUGGUAUUCAGGUCUGAAUGAAGUUUGGAUAUUUGUGUAUUAA